Messenger RNA from Dermacentor silvarum, 1919 nucleotides. It is a transcript of the gene SerRS-m, whose product is annotated as serine--tRNA ligase, mitochondrial. Gene Ontology annotation, biological process: mitochondrial seryl-tRNA aminoacylation. The coding region runs from base 163 to 1461 and encodes 432 amino acids. The transcript is spliced from 2 exons. Gene Ontology annotation, cellular component: mitochondrion. NCBI's taxonomy places the organism in Eukaryota, Metazoa, Arthropoda, Arachnida, Ixodida, Ixodidae. Gene Ontology annotation, molecular function: tRNA binding; ATP binding; serine-tRNA ligase activity. The record is from RefSeq and is a predicted model, not a curated record.
UGCAAACCAUGACGACAACAUGUCUGCUUCCACAGGAAAGUGCACAUGCGAUCCUCAGAUCCGCGCAGUAGUUUAAUGCGAAACUUAGUAAUUACACCGGGGAAGCCAUAGAAUGCAAGCUGCCCUAUAACCCCUUCUUCAGCGUAAAUUAUAAACACUGCCAUGCUUAUUAUAAGACCGUUACUACAUCUCGCAAGGCUUGGAAAGCAAGUCUUUGCUCCCGCUCGACAGUUCAGGGAAGGUACGCAUCGCCUUUUUGACCUCGACGUCGAAUUCUACGCAGACGUCGCGAACCACAACCUUAUCACGAAGAAUCUUACAAGGAGGGGAUGCGUGGCAGACUUAGACGAAAUUCGAGCGCUAUGGGAAGAGCUCAAAGUGAAACACAAGAACGAACAAAUGCGAAUCGACCUGAUGCGUGCUAUCGCCAGGAUGCCCAACAUGACACACCCGGACGUGCUGGGAAGGGAAAGCGACGAACCAGUCGUCGUGGACGUUAUUGGCGAAAAACGGCAAAUGGACUUCGUUCCCAGGCGGUUCGAAUAUCUCAUGUCAAGGAUGGGCUUGCUUCAGACAGAUCCGAACUACAACGUCAUGUGCGGAGAGCGGACGUAUUUCUUCCGCGGCGACCUAGCCCGUAUGGAAGAAGCUCUCAUUUCUUUCACUGUCGACAAGCUUUUGAAGAAAGGGUUCACUGCAGUGUACGUCCCGGAUUUACUGCAUCCCGCGCACUUGGAAGCCUGUGGCAUGCUCACGACUGGGCUGCGGAACCAGGUGUAUCGCCUCAAAACUAACUGGGGAACCGAGGUGUGCCUCUCUGGCACAGCGGAGAUGGGCUUGGCCAACAUGUACCGCGACCAGUGCUUAGAGAUGUCUGACCUGCCCCAACGACUGAUGGCAGUCAGCCGCUGUUAUCGGGCUGAGAUAUCGUCGACAAAGCAAGAGAAAGGCAUCUACCGGGUCCACCAGUUCAACAAGGUGGAAAUGUUUGGUUUUGCCCCACCGGGUGAAAGCGCUACACUGCGUAAGGAGUUUGUCGAGAUCCAGAAGGAGAUAUGCCGAGACCUCAACCUCCACGUGCAACUUUCAGACAUGCCUCCCAUUGACCUUGGGCUGCCAGCCUAUCGUAAGCUAGAUAUGGAAGCUUGGAUGCCAGGCAGUCGACGGUACGGCGAGAUCAGCAGUGCUUCAGACUGCACCGAUUACCAGAGCCGCAGGCUCGGCAUUACUUGUCGGCAAACCCUGGGAGAGGCGCCAUCCUAUGUGUUUACUACUAACGGCACGGCCUGUGCAGUUCCGAGGAUGCUUACAGCUAUUGUGGAGAACUACCAGCAGAAGGAUAAUUCCGUAGUCAUCCCUGAUGCAUUGAGAAGGUAUAUGGGUGACAAAGCCCUUAUGGAACCGUAUGGCACGGAACGAAUACCACGGCCAGUGCCAUUUUAUUUCAUGGAAAACAGGUAGCAUUGAGGUCCCCAACUUUGCAGCAGUCAUGUCGAUGACUUUUGUUUACUGCUUCAGACGGGUUCUUCGUGAGGUGUGUGUGUGAAGACUGGUAGACAAAAGUCUAAUGGACAGUGCAUAAGCUUGUGGCACAAUCAUUCAGAACAGCUCUCUUCUUUUUGCAAUCUGUGCUCGAAAGUGCACGUUCAUGCAAAUUGUGUCACCUUUGUUUUAGCCACAUUGCAUUGUUGAAUGCUCCUUAUUGAAACCGGUGUGGAAAGGUCUAGCCACUUGAUUCCUGAAUGCAUGCGAGUCCUUGAGUGAACCAGCACAUUCAACUCAUGUUCCUACCAAAUGUGGUAUGCAGGGACCAUUUGGAAGCUAUCUCUGUAUAGCUUCCAGUGCAGGUUGUUGUAAGUUCAUGCAAGCACCUUGUGAGCGGUGUUAUAAUGUUGUGAUUAAAGAAUUAGUAAAAAUUG